AUGACGACCUCCAGGAAUAAUACCGGGUUUCCGAGCUUUACUGAGCUACCAGAAUUGAUAUAUAAACACUGGAAACUCUUUCUGGAGUUUGCAAACGGGAACAAGGCCCUACUGAUCAAAACGUAUAUUUUGGUACCUCUGGGUGCCAUCAUAGCUCUAUGUAUACUAUAUGGUGUCGAUAGGUUUAUAAGAAAUGUGAUUCAGGUCACAUUUCCAGCUAGUGUUGCCGUUAUGCUGAUCAACUUUGGGUUUAUGUGCACACUGAGCGCAUGGCGCAGACCCUAUGCCGACAUCUACAUGAAGGUUAUAGAUGUCCCGCUGAGCUGGAGUCUCAGAUGGAUGAACCUCUUUUUCACUCCGGCCUUUGUGGUUUUGCCAUUGAGCCCCUGGAUAACAUGGCAAGAAGCAUUGCUAAUUGUCGCGGUGUUCGUCAUUGGAUAUGCGGUGUCGUUUGUGCUUUUAGCCUACAUCACCAUUUUAUGCCAAAAGCUCACUGGGAGUCGUAAAUUCAUCAGCAUCUUUGUGAGACAAGAAGAAAUCGACAAUGGGAUGGAGGCCGGCUCAACUUUCACUCGUCCCACAAGAACCCACCGAAGGUCUUCCAGCACAGGAACAGGAACUGGCUUUCCUGAAAAAAACGAGGUGAACUACGAAUCUGACGCUGGAUUGUCUGAUAUUGCAAGCAAUACAAACAUCUCUGCGCAUAGACGGGUCAGCAGUCUUCCCAAAGAUACUCAAGAUCACAUAUCGCUAUCGUUCAUGGGAUCCACAGGCGCGAUCGACCCACUCCCAGGUCUGGAAACCGAUGCUCUCUUGACAAUCGACAGUGAGACUUCAGGCCCAGUAAGACGAAAUCAUAUCCAGACUCCGGAACCCACUUAUUUUGGCAUCAUUACAAACAACUCGCAAACCGCUUCAAUGCAUCAAAGCGAGCCUGCUAUAUGCAAGCGAGCUCUCACGAACCAGGAAAUAUCGAGUUUUUCCGAGGAUUUUGACAAAUUAUUUGUCUUCAACAUGUGGCAGGACCACUUGCAUCAUAUUCUUUAUGGUCUUGGCUUUAUUGCGAGUAUUUUCACUUAUUAUUUCACUUGGUACACCAUGCCAUUCCAGUUUUUUACCGCGGUCGUCACAUUCAUGUUUGUGGUAGACAAUCCGUUUGUUAAAAACCCGAGGUACAAGAAGCUGCUACAUCCAGUCAUCUGUUCUGUGGCCCUGUCAUGGAUCGUGUUCCUAGUGUCAGUUAUGAUCAAGCACCAAGCGGUGAAAUAUUUCCUGACCGACUUGAGAAGUUACAAAACGGGAAGAACCUACUUGAGGCUAUUCGACAAUGAUUCGUUUCCAGGCCACACAUGGCCCGGAGCAGGUGACGUUUUCAGCACCUGUAUGGAUAUUUCAAUUGUGGGUUUGUCAUUACCCAUGUACACACACCGUUACGAUUUGCGUCGUCAUUUCCUUAGCAUGAUGCCUCCAAUCUUCUUAUUUUGCGCUGGUUCGCUAAUACUUUACCCGAUAAUCUGUCAUCACAUCGGCAUGUCAAGCGAUAUGUCCAUUGGAUUUGUCGGACGAAGCAUUACUUUGGCGUUGGGUACGCCCACUGUCGAAAAUUUAGAUGGUUCUGUCACACUCAUGGCCGUCACUACUGUUGUCAGUGGUAUCGUGGGCGUUUUGAUGGGUGGUCCAUUUUUGGACUUGUUACGAGUUCCGGAGAAUGACUACGUCACGCGGGGACUUACUCUAGGAUGCAGUUCCAGUGCAAUCACCACUGCAUAUCUCCUAGGUGUUGACAGACGCGCUGCAGCCAUCAGUACCUUGUCGUUCUCGCUCUUCGGGGCCUUCAUGGUCGUCCUGAGUGCUGUCACUAAAGUCAAGGAUUUUGUCCACACGCUAGCAAACAGCUAG
Messenger RNA from Lachancea sp. 'fantastica', 1899 nucleotides. NCBI's taxonomy places the organism in Eukaryota, Fungi, Ascomycota, Saccharomycetes, Saccharomycetales, Saccharomycetaceae. The record is from the annotation of a GenBank genome assembly.